UCGGAUCUUGGAGCUCCGUAAAACCGUUAAAAAGUUAUACCCCCUUAUCUAUUGUGGCAGAUCUCAAUCACAAUGAGAAGGAGAUGGACGGCUACGAUCAACUGUCCUAAACCCCCGGCCAAUCUCCACCGUUCACUGCCCUUCUCCUCUCUUCCCCGGCGAGCCCCGGCGGCGCGCUCUGCGCCCGUCGCCGGUGACAACGGCGCCAUCAUCGCCGCUCUGAAGUCCUGCUCCUCCGCCCAAGAAACCCUAGCCACCAUGGAAUCCAUGCGAGCUUCGCAGCAGCAACUCCAAUUUAAGCCAUCUCUCCGAUGCCGCAACGCCCUCUUGACCACACUCGCGAGAUUCCAGUUGAUCCCGGAGAUCAAACAAGCCUUCGAUGAACUCCGCCGUGAUGGCCUCUCGCCGGACCUCGUCUCCUACAACGCUAUGAUCAAAGCUUGCUCAGAUGGGGGUGAUUUCAUGGAGGUGAAGAAGAAUUUGCACUGCUUGAAGAGAGAUGGGUUUAGACCGGAUACCUUUACUUACAAUUCUUUGAUCUUAGGGUUUUGCAAAAGGAGGGAUUUUGAGACCGCUUGCUGGAUUUUCAUGAUGAUGCCGAGCUUGGGUUGUCAAAGGAACGAGUUUUCCUACACGAUUCUCAUCCAGGGGCUUCUUGAGGUUGGUCGCAUUGAUCAAGCUUUGAUUUUGUUAAUGGGGAUUGGGGAUGAUGGAUUUUUAGCUAAUGUUCGUACUUAUACUGUGAUCAUUGAUGGAUUUUGCAAGAAAGGUAGGGUUUUGGAUGCUGAGAGGUUCCUCAAAGAGAUGAUGGAUAGAGGAUUGGUUCCCAAUGUUGUCACUUUUAAUGCUUUGAUUUGUGGGUACUGUAAGAGUGGAAAGAUUGAGGAUGCUCUUGGAGUUUUGAGAAGGAUGGAAUUUAGUGGAUGUGAGGCUGAUUCUUGGACUUACGGGUUGAUGAUUGAUGCUCUUUGUAAGGAUGGUAAGCUUGAAGAUGCAGAGAGAAUGAUGAAUGAGGUUUCCAAUAAGGGUUUCGUUGCUAAUGUCUUCAUCUAUAGUGCUCUGAUGGAUGGGUAUUUCAAGCAUGGAAGGGUUAAUGAUGGAUUUAUUGUAUUGGAGAGGAUGGAAGUUGAUGGGUGUAAACCAGAUAUUUGGACAUAUACAAUGGUUAUCGAUAACCUUUGUAAGCAGGGCAAGCUUGAAGAUGCGGGUAGAUUGCUUAAUAUGGUGUUGGAGAAAGGUUUGGCUCCCAAUGUUGUUACAUACACAGCUUUGAUCGAUGGAUAUUGUAAGCGAGGAAAGGUUGAUGCUGCUUUGGAGGUUAUGGAGUUGAUGGAGAUGAAUGGAUGUCGGCCUAAUGUUCGGACAUAUAAUGAGCUCAUCUAUGGGUUCUGUCUGGAAAGGAAGGUACAUAAAGCAAUGAGUUUAUUGGGUAAAAUGCGUGAAUCGGGAAUAACUCCAAAUGUUGUUACCUACACUGAGUUAAUCCAUGGGCAAUGUGAAGCAGGCCGUGUAAAUAAUGCGUUUAGGCUGCUCAGUCUGAUGGAUGGGGAUGAUUUGGUACCUGAUCAACAUAUAUACUCCAUUCUGAUAGAUGCCUUCUGUAAAUCUGGGAGAUUCAAUGAUGCACACUCGCUUGUUGGUUUUUUUGUUAAGAAAGGUGUAAACGCAAAUGAGGUGAUUUAUACUGCAAUAAUUGAUGGACUGUGCAAAGCUGGAAAUACCAAUGCUGCUCAAGUAAUGCUUCAGAAAUUGGUUUAUGAAGACUACUCACCAGAUGUGUACAUGUACAGUGCUUUGAUUCAUGGCUUGUGCAAAGAAAAGAAAAUGCAAGAGGCAUUGGCAUUGCUUGAUGAGAUGUCAGAUAAGGGAGUCAAUGCCACAGUGGCCACGUAUACUAAUAUUGUUGAUGAGAUGUUGAAAGAGGGAGAUUAUGAACAUGCUCAAAGGAUGUUGGAGCAGAUGGCUUCUUCAGGCUGUAAGCCAAAUGUAUUCACUUACACAGUGCUAAUUCGUGCGCAUUGCAGGGGAGGGAAGGUGGAAGAGGCAGAAAGUAUGAUGGAACAAAUGAGAAAUGAAGGGUUUCUUCCUGAUGUCCUCACCUAUAAUACUUUGAUCGAUGGGUAUGGACAUGUGGGAUACAUGGAUAGAGCUUUUAAUGCUCUUAAGCAAAUGAUUGAUGAAUCCCAAGAGCCCAAUUACUGGACUUACUCUAUUUUUCUCAAGCAUUUGUUCAAUAGGAAAUUGCCUGAUUCGAUCGCAGUUGACGUUCUUGACGUAUGGAAAUUGAUAAAGAUAGAUAGUGUCUUAGAUUUUUUGGAGGAGAUGGUACGACAUGGUUGCAAAUCUGGACUUACCACUUACAAUGCCCUUAUUUCUGGAUUCUGCAGAGGUUGCCGUUUGGAUGAAGCAUUCAAGUUACUUUCUUGUAUGAAAGAAGAAGGUUUGUCUCCCAAUGAGGAGACAUACGCUUCCCUCAUCAAUUGCUGCUGCAAUUUGAAAAGGUUUGCAGAGGCAUCAAGUUUAGUAGAUGCUAUAGUUGAAUGUGGUCUGUUACCAUAUUUGUGUUCAUACAGGCUUCUUAUUUGCAGACUUUGUGAUGAGGGGAUGUUUGAGGAAGCUAAAGAUGUCUUUUGUAAGCUAUUUAGGUGCGGUUUUAAUUAUGAUGAAAUUGCUUGGGAAGUUCUUCUCGAUGGUCUAUGUAGAAACGGGCAUGUUGAUGUAGCCUUAAAUCUGCUAGCUAUCAUGGAAGAAAGGAACUUUCGCCCUAGUCGGCAAACAUACGUUAUGAUGGAUAAUUAUAUUCCUGUGAAUUCAGUUGAAGUGUUAAGUGAGAGUUAGGGAUGAUCAUGUUGGAAGAAUGAUUUGGGCUUCAUGAUAUCUGUUAGGUAUGUCUCAUGUAUUUAAGCUCCUUUGGGAGAGAUACGAUGCAUUUCUUUGUCAUGCCCUUCGUCAUCAUUAACUCCAAGCCUGUCAAUCGGAUUUAAUUGCUACUCAACAGGAGACCGCAGGGUAGGUUGCCUUUUGGAUCUAUCUCUUGUGAAAUGUUGUGCUUGUGCAAUUCAUUUGUUGGUGCUAUCAUCUUGAGGAGAAGUCUGGGUUUAAACUCUGAGUAUGUGAUGCUAAUUUUCCAAUGAUGAUCCACAUGUCAGCGCUAGGCGCACUGAUGAGCACAGAUGUAAAGAUUUAGUGACUACAUGUUGAGACAUAUUGCAAGUGAUGGUGAUAACGUGAGUUGAUACAAGUGAUGCUGCUGAAGUUGUAAUUAUGCAUCGUUAAUUGAUUUUAAUGAGCAAGUGGGAUCUAUGUGAGUUACAGUUCACUUGACCUUUCUGUUCUCAUCUGACCCAGCGCAACACCCCUGCUGAACUGUUCAGUUUUUAUUUUCUGGUUCCUGCAAAAGCUUCCACCAAUUCUGUCUCUUAAUCAUCCAGGGGAGCUAUCGAUAUUUGCUAACUUGGUUUACAAAAUCAACCAAGCAAUUUGUAUGGUUCUUGAAUCGGAUUAAUUGCAUUUGUUAGCUGAUUCAGAGAAGAGUUGGAGUUCUGAGGCAUCGACGGCUUGUUAUGGACCUCUAAUCUGGUUCUCUCAUGCUAAAAGGUCAGGCCUUCUAGCUUUAUAAUGAAACUCAAUGUUUCGAUUUUGAUUUCACCGCGCAUUAACAAUUCGUAAUGGUGACUUUGGAGAUCGGUUUUGUGUGGUAAUAAGGUUUAAAGUGGACUGUAUGGAAAUCAUUUUUCGAUAAUAAUUUUUAGCGAUGCUUACAAUUACAACAAUGAGAACAGUUGCAUGUUAUUAUUAUUAUUGUUGUUAUUGUUAUCACCAUCAUUUAGGAAUGUAGGUACAAUUUGGCAUUUCAAAAUCAUGUGUGUAGUGUUUUAGUUUGAUUUUCUUAUUUAAAAAAAAAAAAGGUUGCU
Messenger RNA from Dioscorea cayenensis subsp. rotundata (Guinea yam), 3914 nucleotides. Its product is annotated as pentatricopeptide repeat-containing protein At5g65560-like. The transcript is spliced from 4 exons. Bases 73 to 2838 code for a protein of 921 amino acids. NCBI's taxonomy places the organism in Eukaryota, Viridiplantae, Streptophyta, Magnoliopsida, Dioscoreales, Dioscoreaceae. The record is from RefSeq and is a predicted model, not a curated record. Gene Ontology annotation, molecular function: protein binding.